AUGGGUCAAAUGUCAAAAGCCGACAUCUUACUUUGGUACAGAUGUCUGUACCGCAGUGCUCUUCGGGCCGUUCAGUUUUCGGUGCCGGCGCGCUACAUUGUUCGUGACCAACUGAGGGCGGCAUUCCGCUCGGAAAGCGAAGUCCUGGACAAACAUGUGGCACAGAGGACGAAUUGGUUUCUUCAGUCGGCGGCAAAAGAGAGAGGACUCGAGCACAAGAUUCUCAAGAAUCUUGUCCAAGCAGCGAAGCAGCGGAACCAGAAGAAAUCCUGGAAGACCGACUAUCGCAAAGGGAUUGAGCUGCAGGGGAAGCCGCUAGCUCAAGCAACCAAGGACUUUGACGCUACCGCUCACCAUCAUUUUGACAUGACGUUGGCCAUGUUGAACAAGUCAAUGGGGCUGGGCUUGCGGUGCGGUCCAACUUCUGGUAAAAGGUGA
Colletotrichum truncatum is the source of this 438-nucleotide messenger RNA. RefSeq names its product mitochondrial carrier protein. Lineage: Eukaryota; Fungi; Ascomycota; Sordariomycetes; Glomerellales; Glomerellaceae. The record is from RefSeq and is a predicted model, not a curated record.